Fusarium oxysporum Fo47 is the source of this 1253-nucleotide messenger RNA. Its product is annotated as SDR family oxidoreductase. The record is from RefSeq and is a predicted model, not a curated record. Lineage: Eukaryota; Fungi; Ascomycota; Sordariomycetes; Hypocreales; Nectriaceae. The transcript has 4 exons. Bases 138 to 1061 code for a protein of 307 amino acids. Gene Ontology annotation, molecular function: 2,4-dienoyl-CoA reductase (NADPH) activity. Gene Ontology annotation, biological process: fatty acid catabolic process.
AUUUAAUCACUUCUCCAGAUUACAUUAAUCAUACAAUUGACUCCCUUCGACAUCACCUUAUUGGAAACUGGUAUUGGGCUAGUAUUUGCGUCACCUGAAGUACCCUUGAGCCACGUGUCGACCUCAAUCGAAUCACAAUGCCCGUUCCUGAGUCUGAGUAUCUCAGCCCCGUCUGGCGAGAUGGGAUUUUCAAUGGUCGCGUUGUCUUCGUGACUGGCGGUGCAGGAAGCAUCUGCAGCAUGCAGACGCGAGCAUUAGUUCGUCUGGGGGCAAAUGCAUGCAUCAUUGGCCGAAGUGUCGAGAAGACAGAGCUUGCGGCUAAAGACAUCGCGGGUGUAAGAGAGGGAGCCAAAGUGAUAGGAAUCGGAGGAUGUGAUGUUCGAAAGAUCGACAGUCUUCAGGCUGCUGCUGAGCGAUGCGUGAAAGAGCUUGGAGGGAUCGACUUUGUCAUCGCUGGUGCAGCUGGCAACUUUGUCGCUCCGAUUGAAGGCCUCAGCUCCAAUGCGUUCAAGUCAGUAAUGGACAUCGAUGUCUUGGGAACAUUCAACACAAUUAAGGCGACAAUGCCCUAUCUCCUGAAGAGCUCAACCCCUCGUAUCAUCUACGUCUCUGCCACUUUCCAUUACACCGGCAUGCCUCUCCAGGCACACGUCUCUGCAGCUAAGGCAUCUAUCGACUCACUCAUGGCGUCCGUUGCCCUGGAGUAUGGACCAAGAGGGGUGACAAGCAAUGUAAUUGCCCCAGGAGGUAUCGAUGGCACUGAGGGUCUGGCCAGAUUGGGGAGCGAUGCAGAAAGUGAGAAGAAGAGAUACGCCAAGGGAAUCCCGCUGGGCCGCGCUGGAACUGUACGAGAUAUCGCAGAUGCGACAGUCUUUUUGUUCGGCGAAGCCGGAAGCUAUGUCAGUGGACAAGUCCUGGCUGUUGAUGGCGCUGCAUGGAGACGCCAGGGAGCCAUCAGCGUGGGAACUGAGGCUGGCAUGGAGUAUCCGGAUUAUAUUCUCAACGGAGAGUUCUCAAAGAACCUGCGAGAUCCAAGAAAGAACGGAAAGGCCAAGUUGUAAGGAUACUGGUUGCUGUACGAUAUAGAUCAAGCUCCAAGAUUACCAUUUGACGAGGCAGGUAUGGAGGACCAUGAGGCGAUAUUAUAUAAGCUAAGCCACAAUGUUUCAAUAUCAGAUCAAGUGUUAGCUAGAAUCAGGUUAUCUUAUCAGCUGGACCAGAGCCCCAGGGAUCGGAGGAUCGGAAGUGACGGA